Pseudonaja textilis is the source of this 4935-nucleotide messenger RNA. RefSeq names its product zinc finger protein 341 (gene ZNF341). The record is from RefSeq and is a predicted model, not a curated record. Gene Ontology annotation, cellular component: nucleoplasm; nucleus. Gene Ontology annotation, molecular function: DNA-binding transcription repressor activity, RNA polymerase II-specific; RNA polymerase II cis-regulatory region sequence-specific DNA binding; DNA-binding transcription activator activity, RNA polymerase II-specific. NCBI's taxonomy places the organism in Eukaryota, Metazoa, Chordata, Lepidosauria, Squamata, Elapidae. Gene Ontology annotation, biological process: regulation of transcription by RNA polymerase II.
GCUAGGCUAUUCCCUGAGCCAGCCUCCCCUCCCCACCUCGUCGCCUCGCGCUCCCCCUAGCGGCGGAGCGACCCUCCCUCGUCUUCCCAUAAUGCCCGUUUAGGUUGUUCUGCUGUGGCUGCCUCGGCUUCAAGAUGGCGCAGGCGAUAUUCGAGGCGCUGGAAGGAAUGGAUAAUCAGACAGUGCUAGCUGUUCAGUCCUUGUUAGAUGGCCAAGGAGGUGUUACAGAUCCAUCAUCACAGACAGUCAACACAUCUUCCUCCAUCCAGUCCAUGGAUGACGAAGAUGUAUUUCUCUGUGGGAAGUGUAAGAAGCAAUUCAACUCAUUACCAGCAUUCAUGACUCAUAAGCGGGAACAGUGUCAAGGCAAUGCCCCCUCACUGGCUACAGUUUCCCUAGCUACUAACAGUGUGUAUACCCCGUCCAUUACCUCAGUGCAGCAGGCUCAGACCACCAAUCGUCAGAUCUCUACUUACAUUACUGUUCCACCCUCUCCUUUGAUCCAAACCCUAGUCCAAGGGAACAUCUUAGUGAGUGAUGAGGUCUUAAUGUCAGCCAUGUCUGCUUUCACAACCCUGGACCAGCCAAUGUCCACAGUGCAACCCACUGUGCAGAGCAGCUUGAAUAUGCAUCCUGGAGCAGGAUACCUCUCUCAGCCUCCCCCACCCCCUCCACCCCCUCAGCCACCACCUCCACCACCUAGAACUCUUGGAGUGCCAGGCCCGGCCAAUGCAGGUAGCAGUGGAGUGGCGGAAGUCUACAGUACAUCUACCUCCAUGCCUGGGAAUGGGACGGUAGAAAUACAGAAUCUGGGGAUGCAGCCAUAUCCACCUUUGGAGGUGCCCAGCCAAUGUGUGGAAAACCCAGUAUAUCCCUCUCCUCCAGUAUAUAGUCCAAGCAAACAAAGCUUUAAGUCUAAAAAUGCUAAUGCUGCUGCUUCCUUGAAUAAUACAUGUGGAGGAAAUCUGACCAAUUUUGAUUCUGCUUCCAAGAAUCGUCGUUCCAAACCGGACAAUAACUUGCUUGAAGGAAAGCCCAAGUCACCAAAACUGAAAUGUACAUACUGUGAUAAAGCCUUCACCAAGAAUUUUGAUCUGCAGCAGCAUAUCAGGAGUCAUACCGGAGAGAAGCCAUUCCAGUGCAUUGUGUGUGGUCGAGCUUUUGCGCAAAAAUCCAAUGUGAAGAAGCACAUGCAGACACAUAAGGUGUGGCCACCAGGAAUUGGAUGUACCAUCUCUCGGAGCUCUGUCACUGUGCAGGUCAUGCAACUCAACCCCAACCAGCAGGAGGAUGAGGAAAAUGCAGGCUUAAACCAGGCUCCAAGAAGUAGCCCUCCACAGCCUCAAGCCCUGCCUCCUGGGGAAGAACAUGACACGGCAAAGAUGGAAGCCAAGCAAGUAGUCUUGAUAGACAGUUCUUAUCAGUGCCAGUUCUGUCCCAGCAAAUUCAAUACAUAUUUUCAGCUGAAAUCACACAUGACUCAGCAUAAACAUGAACAGGUGUACAAAUGCGUUGUGAAAAGUUGUGCCCAGACAUUUCAAAAGCUGGACUCUUUCUUAGAGCAUAUCAAGAACCACCAGGAAGAGCUGAGCUAUCGCUGCCACCUCUGCAGCAAGGACUAUCCUUCUCUGUAUGAAUUGGGCGUCCAUCAAUAUUCCCACAACUUGCUCCCUCAACACAGCCCUAAGAAGGACAUGGCAGUUUACAAGUGUGUCAAAUGUGUAAAUAAAUAUUCCACACCAGAAGCCCUGGAGCAUCACUUACAGACAGCAACACACAACUUCCCCUGUCCUCAUUGUCAGAAGGUGUUUCCCUGUGAGAGGUACUUGAGAAGGCAUCUGCCUACGCAUGGAGGAGGAGGCAAAUUUAAGUGCCAGAUCUGCAAAAAGUUCUUCCGCCGAGAACACUACCUCAAAUUACACGCACACAUUCAUUCGGGUGAAAAGCCUUUUAAGUGUUCAGUGUGUGACUCAGCCUUCAACAGGAAAGAUAAACUCAAAAGGCAUAUGCUGAUCCAUGAGCCUUUCAAGAAAUACAAAUGCCCAUUCUCAAAUCAUACAGGCUGCAGUAAAGAGUUCAAUAGACCGGACAAACUGAAAGCUCAUAUUUUAUCCCAUUCAGGUAUGAAGAUCCACAAGUGCCAGUAUUGUAACAAAGCCUUCAGCCGGCGAGCUCAUAUGAUGGAACAUCAGCGUUCUCACACUGGCAACUAUAAAUACCGUUGCUCUACGUGUAGCAAAGGCUUUACUCGCCAGAAGUACAUGAAGGACCACAAAUGUAGGCUGAACUCAUCAAAGGAUAAAGAAUUACCAGUCAGAAAAUCUCAGAAGAAGUGGGGGGCACGUGGGCGGAAAUUGGGACUUCCUCUUUCAGCUCAGUUGGCUUUCACAGAACUCAAAGACCCUACAGGUGGAGAGAGCCUUCAGAAAAGUAGUCCCAAUAAAGAACAGUUUUCUGAACCUGACACUGUUCUCUCCAUUGUGGUUGGCAGAUCAGCAGCAAAUUCAGACAGUGGCAACUCUGGCCAGCAUUCUGGCAUCUCACCCAACCUUGCUCUGACAGAAUUGCAACCUGGCUCUGAGAGUCCAUGUGCCAUGCUGGCAGUCCCUGUUUACAUUCACACUACUGACUAAUUGACAAAUGCAAUGCUGCAUCCAUUUAUAGGAGGGAAAGUUCCUGUUUUAACUGAUACAAAAGAACUGCUGCAGAGUGAGAAAUGAAUGGCGUAUAUGUACAAAUGUUUGGCUUCACCGAUGCAGAGAACAACAUUCUUUUAAAGAAACAUAUUACAAAGUGCAGUCAUUCCUCUCCUUAUCUGGAUGAAUUCAUUUGAAGAAGCUGUUAAAAACGAAUAGGAAUAAUUUAUAUUCUUUUUAUUUAAAGAUACCCGGUGCUUAAAUAUUCAUUCAAGUUCUUGAACUCCAAAUCUAGAUCACCACAACAUUGUUUCACUUUUCUUGAUUUAAUUUUAUUGUUUCAUUAUGGAGCACUUACAGCAAACGGUGAUGACACCAAAAUGACAAAACGUGAAAGAAAAUGUUAUUGUGCAAGUAUUAUAUACUUGCAUCCUGACCUCUGACACAAAUAUGCAAAUUGUGAAAUUUCCAUGAUGAUGCCAUCACUUGCACUCCUAGAACUCCAUGUAUGGUUCUGUCCUAAACUCUACAUUGCACUUUCAAGAUGAAGGUUUAUUCAUAACAUGAUCCUUUGAAAACUUCACAGACUUAUUCAUAGAAGUAUUUUUUUUACCAUUUCCCUUUCUCAGGGUAUAUCGGAAUGGGGAAAUUGUAUACAAACACAGUUGACAAGUUAAAGCUGGAGCCCCCCUCCCCCCCCCUCCAAAUUUUCUCAGAUUUGCUGAUACUAAGCAGCUUUGGAAAUAAAUACAUCUGAACAUAUGAUUUUGAAACAGGGGAAUAUCAUAGGAAUUUAGAUUUCAAAGGAAAAUGUGACUCUUUCAAGAGUUGAAGGUUGCUAAAUUUGUACCUGCUAAGAAAAAACUGGGAAAGGGGACAAAAGGGAGGAAAGCCCAGCAUGAACUGUAAUGGUGUUCAUACUCUUUUCCACCCAUUUGUAACACCACAGUUACUACAUUUAAGAAGAGAGCUUUUUAAGGCAGUUUUUCUCAACCUCAUGCUGGCUGGGUAAUUCUGGGAGUUGAAACCCACAUGUCUUAAAAGUUGCUGAGGUUGAGAAACAGUACUCUAAGGUACUUUACCAGUAGGCUCAGUGACAAGGCACUUGUGGAGCAUUGUAGCUUGAUCUUCUUGUGUCUCACAAACGCUUGAUAAAGGGAAGCAACUGGUAGUGAAGGAUAGCCUCCUAGAAUGGGGACCAUGUUCUUCAACCUGAGCGAGUAGUUGCUUUGGGUUUAUUAAAAUACCAGAUUGAGAUAAUAAGUAUGAAUGAUAUUAAUUUAAUCAGUGAGAGAAUUAUAUUAAUUCCAAUGGAUUACUUGUGCUGAUGUUACAUUUUAUGUUAUUUUUUCCCCGAGAUGUCCUGUGGUUAUGGUAUCCAAAUCCAAUUGUUCUUGAGCGUAUGCUGUCCAUAAGCUUCUGGAAAACAUGCAUUCUGUGACAUUAGAUUGUUAAAUCUUUGAGUCAGAAUUUUUGGGCUUCUGUGUACUUAUUUUUAUCUGAAAUUGUAGAGUGUCUGUUACAGCCACAGGAAAUGAGAGAAUUUGAUUUGACUUCAAGAGAGGUAACUCAAAACCGUGAUCCAUGGGCAUGUAUGAAGGAUCUCUUAUUUAAGCAGCUUUUCAAUCUGCAUAAUGGCAUUGGUGUGACUCCUAGCUGUUUCUAUGUAUGUGUACAUAUAUUCCACAUGUGUGGGGACAGUUGGAAGCAAUUUCUAGAGAAACUAUGUUGCGCAAAACACAUUUACAAGUCACAUUCAAGAGUAUACCAUAUCAGUCUGUUGAAAGUGAAUCCUUAUUUUCAACUGUCAUUGCACAUUAGAAUACCAAGAACAUAAGGGGCUGGCAUCUUCAUUAGGCAUCUCCAUUGAUCUGGUUUCCUUAUACCCACUGAUGCUUCCACAAUGACCGUGAAGAUAAUACAGAGAAGUGAUAUAAGUUGCUUAUCUGGUUUCAGAGUUUUAGUUGCAGUAAUUUGCCUCUGGAUUUCUCCCAAAAACAAGGUUGUACUUCCAGCACAGAAGAUAAGCCAAUAUCAAUGUCUUUCUCAACAAAAUUUGUUAUGUCACAGAAUAAAAACUAGAAAUGCACUAAAUUAUCUCUAUUCCAAUAUUACAGAUUUUCAGAUAUUGGUAAUUCUUGUCAGUUGUAUAAUUCCUUGAGGCUUUCUUUAAGGAAAAUGUUUUUCUAAGAUUCCCCCCUCCCCAAUAAGUUUAAGUGACGUUUGCUGAGGGUCGGGAUUACUAUGUAUAUUUUUCUCAAUUACCUUGUUACCAUAAAUAACACUAUAAUUAUGUUGU